This is a messenger RNA of Macroventuria anomochaeta, 727 nucleotides long. RefSeq lists its product as uncharacterized. The record is from RefSeq and is a predicted model, not a curated record. Lineage: Eukaryota; Fungi; Ascomycota; Dothideomycetes; Pleosporales; Didymellaceae. The transcript has 3 exons. Bases 445 to 648 code for a protein of 67 amino acids.
CCGGGCUCCAUCCUUAUCAGUGGUUUCCCACAGCUGGAUACCAGGAUCUCAGUGUAUCAUUGGCAAAGAUUUGUGCAGCUGGCGUAGUCCUCAAGCAUCACCCAACUUUGCUGUUUGACUGCACUUCGUAACUAGUUCCGGCGCAAUACUCUCGGCUACUUCUGGAGGUUCCCGGGAAAGAUUAUCUUCAUCAUCAUGCUCAUUGUUUGUUGCCUUGAUACCUACAGGUCACUAUAUGUGGGAGUCACAGACCAUCGUAUGUGGCGAAAGGAAAGGUGAUAACAUCAGACCGAAACCUACGGAUCACGCCACCUAUUACUUCAACCGCCACGAGGGCACGUGUACUGAGCACUCAUGGUACACGUAUACUUUCGAACGCGUCUUUCAAGCGAGUCAACAGCGCAUGAUCUUAUCGGCUGUCUUACUAUUCGGCUCCUUGCCGACAUGAUCACAUCGAGGGCAUUUGAGGUCUGGUGGUUGAUCAUCAGCUUCUGUUGGGGCGUUCUCAACCUGUGGAUGCGGCCGACACUCAACGAAGAGGGCCACAACACGUGGACUUUCGGGCAAGUGAUGGCUUUGCUAGUUGUCUUUGCACUCCUCAUAACAUUGAUCGAAGGCUAUGUCAAAGCGGUAUCGGUUGGUCCGUAAAAGGUCUGACUGUAGCCCUCCCUGACAGACUACCCUAGUCUAGUGUGUGAAAGGUCACUGGUCUGAGGUCAGGUAUAUA